Molecule: messenger RNA, 1994 nt
Organism: Cuscuta epithymum
Lineage: Eukaryota; Viridiplantae; Streptophyta; Magnoliopsida; Solanales; Convolvulaceae
Source: the annotation of a GenBank genome assembly
GCAAGGAGUCGGAAUCUGGGUUCGGAGUAAAAAUGCAGCUCCAUAUAUCCCCAAGCCUGAGGCAUGUAACAGUUCUUCCUACCAAAGGCGUAAAGGACUUCAUCAAAUUCAGAGUUGCCCCUAGACGAUUCUCAUACCGUGUUGUAUUCUAUUCCCUCCUGCUCUUCACUUUUCUGCUGCGGUUUGUCUUCAUGUUGACUGCUGUAGACACCAUUGACGGACAAAAUAAAUGUUCACUCAUUGGUUGCUUGGGAAGAAAAAUUGCACCAAGUAUUAUAGGAGGGCAAUUCGAAUCAAAGCUGCCAGAAGUUAUAUAUAGAGUGUUGGAGGAACCAGAAAAUCAGACAGAGAUACAGGAAGGGAAUGAAUUUCCUCAGACCCUCAAAGAUUUAGUUGCAGAAUUCAAAACUGAAAGACCAGAUGCAAAGACCUUUGCAGUCAAGCUCAAAGCUAUGAUCAAUUUCCUAGAGCAAAGGACAAGAACUGCGAAAGUCCAAGAGUACCUAUAUCGCCAUGUGGCAUCCAAUAGCAUCCCUAAACAGCUACACUGCCUUUCUCUAGAACUAGCAAAUGAGCACUCAAUUAAUGCUAAUGCUCGUCUCCAGUUGCCAUCACCAGAACUUGUACCUGCCCUGGUAGAUAACUCGUUCUUCCAUUUCAUUUUGGCCACUGAUAAUGUUCUUGCUGCCUCAGUUGUUGCUUCCUCGCUUGUCCAAAACUCAUUGCACCCAGAAAAGGUGGUGUUUCACAUAAUCACAGAGAAGAAAACUUACUCCCAAAUGCAAGCUUGGUUUUCCUUACACCCUUUGACACCGGCAAUCCUUGAGGUUAAAGGCCUACACCAUUUUGAUUGGUUCACAAAGGGGAAAGUUCCGGUUUUGGAAGCAAUGGAGAAAGACCAAAAAGCACGGUCCCAGUUCAGGGGAGGUUCUUCUUCCAUUGUGGCAAACCAAACUGAAAACCCUAACAUUAUUGCGGCAAAGUUACAAGCACUCAGUCCUAAGUACAACUCGCUAAUGAAUCACAUACGGAUUCAUUUGCCAGAGUUGUUUCCUACUCUGAACAAGGUGGUCUUCCUCGAUGAUGAUGUAGUGGUCCAAACUGAUGUCUCGCCUUUGUGGGACAUUAACUUGAAUGGAAAGGUGAAUGGAGCAGUGCAAACCUGCACAGGGAAGGAUGAGUUUGUAAUGUCUAAACGCUUCAAGAGUUAUCUGAACUUUUCUCACCCUCUAAUAGCAAACAACUUUGACCCUAACCAAUGUGCAUGGGCAUACGGCAUGAACAUCUUCGAUCUUGAGGCAUGGAGAAGAACAAACAUAAGUCAAACAUACCAUCACUGGCUAGAACAAAACUUGAAGUCAGACCUGAGUUUGUGGCAACUAGGAACAUUACCUCCUGGCCUAAUUGCAUUUCAUGGCCAUGUACAUAUCAUUGAUUCCUUCUGGCACAUGUUAGGACUUGGCUAUCAGGGUAAUACAAGCCUUGAAGAUGCUGCAAGUGCUGGUGUUAUCCACUUCAAUGGCAGGGCAAAACCUUGGCUAGACAUUGCAUUCCCACAACUUCGAUCACUAUGGAGCAAGUAUGUCAACGUCUCAGAUAAAUUCAUCAAAAAGUGUCACAUAACAGCAUCAUGAGUUGUAUUAAGGAAAGGGUGUCUUGAUCUUCAUCUUUCAUAGAGGAGAAGAACUAAUAGAAACUUUUCCAAAAGCAGAGGCAUCAGCUCGUCAUGUGAUGAAAAGUACUGCCCAGGCUUACAUGUCUUCAACUGGUCUUCACUACAAGCAUAUGUAUUCUGAUGCUCUCAAUUGUGCAUAUAUAUGCAUGAUCGUAUAAAGAUUAUGUUAGGAUGUCUGAUUUUUUCCCUCUUCUCUAUCUUCAUUGUAGAAAUCCCAAUUCAAAUAUUAUCUUAACAUGCAGAGUUAACAUAUGCGUGUGAAUCAUUUUCUGAGGAGUGAAACUUCCAUAGUUCCACCCUAACUCAAGUUAAUUGUAAU